GGCCGGAUCCUGCCUCCUGCCGCCCGAGAACAUGAUGGGGGGGCGGAGGAGGCGCCUGAGGUGACCGGGCCGCCUGGCACCGAGCGAGGGAGCAGGAGAAGACGAAGAGGGAGGCGGCGGGGGAGAAGCGCCUCUGCCCGGCCGGGAGACGGACGAGGAGGGCGGCGGGCAGCUGACCGGGCCUCUCAGCUGCUCCUCUUCCCGAGCCCUUUCCCCCCUCUCCCUUCUCCCCCCACCGCUCCUUCUUCUCCCCACAUCUCCAUGUGGAGGUUUAUAGGAUAUACUGCUACACUUUCCCCCGUUUUCAGCACUUUCUGCCUCACGGGCUCCUCCCCUCCCCCUCCCCAUUAAUCUCUUUAUUUCGGAGUCCCCCCACCAUUCUCCCCACUCUCUCUUCUGUUUUUGUUUUAUAUCUCCCCCCCCCUCCUGCGUUUAUUUCUUCUCAUUUCUUCUCGCCUUUGCUUCCUCAAACAACCCCUUCCCCAUUGGCAUUUUUUUGUCAAAUAACCCCUUCCCCAUUGGGGAGGAGGGUUCCCUUCCUUCCUUCUUUCCUUCCUAGGGAGUAAGUUUUAGGACGGCACCCCCCCCCCAAAAACCGAGCCUCCCUAUGUCCCCGUGUAUAAGACGACCCCUAUUUUUUGAGCCCGAAAUUAAGAAACAAUUAAUGGCAACAUUCCGGGAAUAAGACGAUCCCCAAUUUUAAACUUAAAAAAUUUGGCGGGGGGGGGAAUAUAGUCUUAUACACAGAAAAAUACAGUAAUUAAAAUUCCCCUGUGCUCAAUUCUGCCCACCUUCCCUUUUCUGCUGCCUCCGUCCUUCCCCCUUUCCCGAUGCUUUUCCUCUCUCAACCUUCCCAAUUCCCUUUUCCUUCCUUCUCUUUCCUUUAAACUCUCCUUCCUUGCCCCCCCCCACUUUCUUUCCUUCCUCCCUCGCCAUCUCCUGCUGCCUCAGCCCAGCCCACCAACUCCCCCCCCCAGUUCCAGCUGUGCAGUUAAUCCAGUCUGGCUUUGUGUCUGAUGGGGAGCGGAUGUGCCUGUCCUUGCUGGGGUGAAGACCCUCUUGGGCCCCUUCUUUUGGGUGCGAGACCUCCACGCGCCCCCCCACCAACAUGUCUCUUCUGGUAAGCAGCAGCUACAUCCGAAAAGCACCUGACGGAAGCUUUCAGAGAUAGAAACUGGGACCAGAGGAUUUGGCAACGGUAGCCUUGGAACUUUUGUGAAUCCGGUUGCAUUUGUGGGGAAAUGGCAGAAAAUAAAGAGAGGAGUCCUAAAAACCCAGACGUGAGACCUAAAACCAGCCGCAGUAGAAGUGCAGACAGAAAGGACGGCUAUGUGUGGAGCGGAAAGAAGCUUUCCUGGUCAAAAAGGAGCGAAGGCAGUUCUGACGCUGAAACGGCCAGCACCUCAGGGAAAUCCAUGUUUAGUUUAAGGAACCAGGAGAGGAAGCACAGCUGUUCCUCUACUGAGCUUGACUUGGAGCGUUCCUGCGGCCACAGACUCCUAGGCCGCUCCCUUAAGCAGAAACUGCAGGAUGCUGUGGGCCAGUGCUUCCCCAUAAAGAACUGCAGCAGUCGACAUUCUUCGGUGCUUCCAUCAAAGAGAAAGAUACAUAUCAGCGAGCUCAUGCUGGACAAGUGUCCUUUCCCGCCACGAUCUGAACUAGCCUUCCGGUGGCAUUUAAUCAAACGGCACACUGCCCCCGUAAAACAGGCCUCCGAAAGUUGGUUAAGUAUGGAGUCGUCGCAAGUGGAAGGGAGGAACGGAGAACUCCGGGGCAUUGAGAGUGCAGAAGGGGGAGAGUCAGCGGUUUUGCGGGCAUGCAGCAUUCCUGACGUUGCAGCCUGCAGGUGCGACCCUCAAGGUGACUCUGCCGCAGGCAAGCAGCUAAGGAACAGCAGAGAGGAAAGUGACAUGGACUCAGACGAUGAAGUGGUGACACUAUGCACUAGCUCCAGGAAGAGAAACAAGCCGCGGUGGGAAACAGAUGACGAGCUGCUGCAGCUGGAAACGCCUCCUAAAUAUCACACCCAGAUAGAUUAUGUUCAUUGUCUUGUCCCUGACCUCCUUCAGAUCAAUAAUAAUCCCUGCUACUGGGGAGUGAUGGAUAAAUACGCUGCAGAAGCACUUUUAGAUGGGAAGCCAGAAGGGACUUUUUUGCUACGAGACUCUGCCCAGGAAGAUUACUUGUUCUCUGUCAGCUUUAGGCGCUACAGCCGUUCCCUUCAUGCCAGGAUUGAGCAGUGGAAUCACAACUUCAGCUUCGAUGCCCAUGACCCAUGUGUCUUCCAUUCUCCCGACAUCACUGGACUCCUGGAACAUUACAAAGAUCCAAGCUCUUGCAUGUUCUUUGAGCCGCUUCUCUCGACUCCCUUAAACAGGACUUUCCCCUUUUCCCUUCAACAUAUAUGCAGGACAGUUAUUUGCAACCAUACGACUUACGAUGGCAUAGACGCCCUUCCCGUUCCUCCCUCUGUGAAGUUGUAUCUGAAAGAAUACCAUUAUAAGUCCAAAGUUCGAGUCCUCAGGAUUGAUGUACCAGACCAGCAACUCUAGAAGACUUUCUGAGAGACCUUUGGGAGUCUGUCCUUUUCCCUCUAAAUACUUGUUUUCCCCUGGAAAAAAAAAUAUUUAUAGUUUCAACUGAACUCUGCCUGAGCCUUAUGGUCCAAAUAGAUUUUUAUUCUGCAGCUCCAACAGGCAGAUUUUUUGGGUGAAGACACAAAACUUGUGCUUUUAUUGGUAAUAAUAUUCUAUAGGGUUUUAUGGAAUUUCAAGUAGAUUUUUUUAAGUUUUCACUCAAGCCUAACCUUUUAGAUUGAAGCUAAGUCAAAAUGAAUUUUGACUUGUCUUUUAUAUACUGUGAUUUAUAUGCAGUACAGGCAUGUUUGAAACACUGUAUGCAUUGUCUACUCAAAAGUGACUAAUUUGUAUUUUAUACCUUUCUUUGAAAAUUAGUACUUGGUCCUCUCUAUAAAAAGUAAAAUUAAUGUCUAUUUAUGAUGCUGCUGCUGCUACUGUGUGGCUUCUUAAUCUUGGUCAUAACAAAAAUAUAUUAUCUGUCUGUUGAGUCCAUGUGACCGUAAUCUGGUAUAUGG
Molecule: messenger RNA, 3094 nt
Organism: Zootoca vivipara (common lizard)
Lineage: Eukaryota; Metazoa; Chordata; Lepidosauria; Squamata; Lacertidae
Gene: SOCS4
Product: suppressor of cytokine signaling 4
Biological process (GO): phosphatidylinositol phosphate biosynthetic process; intracellular signal transduction
Cellular component (GO): phosphatidylinositol 3-kinase complex
Molecular function (GO): 1-phosphatidylinositol-3-kinase regulator activity
Source: RefSeq, a predicted model, not a curated record